ACAAAUUAAACAUCCGAGGUCCCAUUUAUCAAGCAUGCGUCUUCCGGACAAGAGCAACAUACAUUCUCUUUAUUUCGACAUUUAAAUCAAGUUGAAAAGUUUACAAAGGCUAAACAGCGGAGGAGCUCAACAAGGGCUCUAUUUACAGAGACUGAGAAGGAGGAGCGGAGGGGCAACCGAAUGAAUUAAAUAGUGCUCAGACGCUUAAACUACGUAAUUUCAUCAACAACGAAAGGAAGGGUUGAAACAAGAGGGGAAACAGAACUACUGACAAAAGUUGCUGAGACGUUAAACUGCAGAUAUUAGAAGAUAAAGAAACGUAUAGAAGAGAGAGAGAGAGAGAGAGAGAGAGAGAGAGAGAGAGAGAGAGAGAGAGAGAUGAGGACAUUACAUAAUAAAUUUGUAGCGUUCGACUGGGACCGGCACUGACUGACACACACUUCAGACUCACGGUCAAACAAUUGAUGAACUUUUGGAAACUUUGGCCUUUUAUAUACGUAUCUAUAUUUAUAGAUACACACAUUUUUUAAUUAUCCUGUUUUUGCCUUGUUUAUUUUUAUGAUAAAAUGUAGAACUCCCUGGAGAGUUCUUGUCACUCUUUUGGCUUGGAUGAUGUUGACAAAGUUGUCAACGCGGUUCUUUGCGCUUUGAACGCAUUUUCAAAUUCGCCACAAAUACUUUUCUGAUGUUUCCUUAAAUUGGAAAAUUGGAGUGAACGUUAUUUACAGAUAGAGAGCGUGUAAUUCAAGUACUCAUCAAAAGUUAUGACCUCGGCGACACCCCCUUCUUCUCGUAGCUCCUCCACACAGAAGGUCUGCCACUCUCAGACUCAGACAGAUGUUCUUAAGCCACUGUUGGGUGGAGGAGGUGGGGCUUCUUCUGGGAAUGGACCUGCAGCAUUAAGGCGUCGUCGGCGGGUGCUGUCUAAAGAGGGGCGGAGCAAUGUACUUAUUGAACACGUCAGCGGCCGUGGGGCACUUUACUUGCGUGACCUAUGGACGACCUUUUUGGACAUGCAGUGGCGCUACAAGCUGUUCUUGUUUUCAGCCACCUUUGCUGGUACCUGGUUUAUCUUUGGAGUGCUGUGGUACUUGGUGGCACUCGUGCAUGGAGAUUUGCUUGAGUUUGAUCCUCCAUCCAACCACACGCCAUGUGUAAUGCAGGUCCAAACUCUGACAGGGGCAUUCCUUUUCUCUCUGGAAUCACAAACUACGAUUGGCUACGGCUUUCGUUGUAUCACUGAGGAAUGUCCACUCGCCAUCAUACUGCUUAUUGUCCAACUUGUCAUCACUAUGGUGAUGGAAAUCUUUAUCACUGGAACAUUCCUUGCCAAGGUAGCUCGGCCGAAGAAACGUGGUGAAACUGUGAAGUUUAGUCAGCAUGCUGUGGUUGCCAAUCAUGAGGGGAGGCCUUGUCUUAUGAUCCGUGUAGCUAACAUGCGUAAGAGUCUGCUUCUGGGCUGCCAGGUAACCGGUAAGCUGCUGCAGACAUCCCUGACUAAGGAGGGUGAGACAGUUCGUUUGGACCAGAGGAAUGUAUUCUUUCAAGUGGACACAUCCAGUGACAGCCCCUUCCUCAUACUUCCCCUCACUUACUACCACGUGAUAGACGACAACAGCCCACUGCGGGCCUGGGCCGCCAAAGGUGGUGGGUGGACGGACCCAGAGCUGGCAGAUUUUGAGCUCCUCGUAAUUAUGAGCGCUACAGUGGAGCCCACCUCGGCCACUUGCCAGGUUCGCACCUCCUACCUGCCGGACGAGAUCCUGUGGGGCUAUGAAUUUCCACCUGUCGUCUCUCUCUCCCCCUCUGGGAAGUAUGUCGCUGAUUUUGCAUUCUUUGACAAGGUUGCCAAGACCAAGACGCCGCCCAUUUUCAAACAAGCCCCACCUCAUAAUACUCAAGCUUCCUAUCAAAAGAGUAAAGGAGGAGACCAAGGGGCAGAUACAGAAAAAAUGAGAUUGGAGGAGAUUUACCGGGAGGAAAGGGGGCGUGUGCGAGACCAACUUAGUGUCCGCAUUAGUAAUGUAUAGAUAAGAAAAAGCACAAAAAUGGAGGGGGUGAAAACCAAAUCUGAUAUAGAUAAACUGCCCGAGUGCUUGUUUGAGUAAGCGUUAGCCAACUUCUUUUUAAUGCCACUGAGACUACCUGUUUUGCCAGGCAGCGUGCCAGCAGAGUUGGCUACUGCUGAAAUACACUGACAUCCAAGAAGGAAAAAACAAGGGCACAAGAAAAGGGGCUAUGUUCGAAAUAGAAUACUUCUCAGUAUGUAUCUCAAAAAUCAAAUCACACUCUUGUACGAUGUGACAAAAACUCCCAAGUUAAUGAAAUAAAAAAUGGUAAAACAACAUACAAAUAAAAAAGCUUCAACAACAUACAAAAAUACACUAGGUGACAACUGCACAUAAUACAAUUAUGCAAAACAAUGUAUAAUAUGUAGAGAAACCCAACCAUCUUUUCCUUUUUUAUGUGACGUUGUAAAGUCAGGUUUGAGAAAUCAGAACUUUAAAAAAAUUUUCCUACUUGUAAUUACUAAUUUCAACAAAAAUAUUAAUGAGAUGAUAGUAUGACAACACUGUAGUACACUACUGCGUUAAACAUUUAUUGUUGUUGAUAAGACAUAAUUUUACAUACUAUAUUAAAAAAUGGGGUUUCGCUUGUUAAGUCUGACAUCAUGCACCACUUCUUGGUCCAAACGACCUCUAAUUCCAUAGGGAGUUAACAAGAAAAUCAUGCUAUUAUUCACUCAUUAUUCAUAACAUGCAAAACUACCAAAAACACCCAAUCCUAAUAUUUAUCACCAUAACAAAAUUUGAGAUAACCAGACAUGGACACAUGAACAUUGAUUUUUUAUGAAUGAUUAAUAUUUACAUUUACAUUACAUUUGUCCAAAGCGACUUACAAAUGAGGUACACAAUAGAAGCAAUAUUUAAGUGCACUAGAAGUAGUCUCUUCAAGUCUAACACAGUAUACAUAGCCAAGGAUUAGUUAGUAACAUCAAGGCGCGCAGUAACAUCAUCUCACCUGACUACUUCACCUCUCGCUCAAACUUCCGUCAAUAUUACUUUAAAUAUAGAAAACAUAAAAGUGUUUGGUAGCUUCUAAAUUCAUCCCUGUUUGGAUCCUAAGGAAUGAAUGGGGCUAGGCUAAAUGCUAACACAUUCACGAUACGCUGUACAAAGAUUAACUGCAUGCAUUGAAAAAAGAUAGGUAUGUAUUAAUUUGUCUAAGUUGAGGUAAGAACAUAGUAAAAUAUUGAAAAACUGUGGUGUUUUCCUUUAAGCUCUGUAUUAGUAAGUGAGGUGUUGGCGGAAGAGAUGUGUUUUUAGCUGACUCCUAAAGACUGCUACAGAGUCAGCAGAUCGUGUCGCGUCUGGCAGAUCAUUCCACAGAUGUGGAAUAGAUCCAGAGAAGGUACGCGAUAGUAUUUUUUCCCUUUUUGAGAUGGCACCACAAGCCGUCACUCGGUGACAGAGCACAGAGAUGGAGAAGGUGCGUAGGUCUGUAUAAGUGAGUUAAGGUAAGGGGGUGCUGAACCAGUGGUGGUCUUAAAAACCAGGAGCAGAGCUUUAAAUUUGAUGCGAGCUGCUAUAGGAAGCCAGUUAAGCUGCCAUUCCACUGCAUACGACAUAACGACACGAUUGUCGGACUUCGCCCCCCUAGUGGCAGUCGUAAUGAAGUUUCAGUUUAAUCGUAACAUGAGAGAAGCUCAUUCCAGCGCAAGAGCAUUCAUUCCAAUAUUUACCAUGGAGUAAAUAAAUGAAUGCAAAUGAAUGAAACAAUAAACAGCUACAGUAUGCAUAUAUGAACAAAGACGGAGAAUAUUUUUAACAUGAAGACAAGAUUAAAACAACGUAUACAUAUUUAAUUAAUAAUAUCACUUAUUAGCAAAUCAAUUGUUUUUUUAAGGAUUCAAAUGUUACUGAUAAAGUUUAACAAAAAGGAUUAGUAAUUUUCACCUCACACACAGUUUUUGAUCGGAAUACAAUGAAAUAUAUCACUUCCGGUCGACAUAUCGCAUAGUCGCACAAGUUCACAUUUUUUUACGGAUCCAACGUUCAAAACGGAUCCGAAAAUUACGCAUCCGCAAAUGGAUGGCACGUCACGCAGCCCCUUUCUGACUUUCCAUAGGAAACAAAUGACUUCCGGAUUAUCGGCCAUCGUGUGCAGUGGAAAGGCGGCUUUAUUGCUUUCUUUGAUUCCAAGAGCCUGGAGACUGCACCGCACAUUUUUUGCGUAAAUGUGUAACAUGAAUAAAUAGUGCGCAUAAACAGCUGUUUAAAUAGUUUCCUCUAUUAAAAUUAGUUGAGGCUUAGACCAGGAAACAGUACUCCUUACGUCAUAUCUUAACAAGCGGAUAUUAAAAAUAUACUGCACACAGUAUGCAUCAACGGCUAGUAUUCCAUUUCGAACAUAGCCAGAGAAAGUGAUUACUGUAAACUACUAAGCUAAUCUUCUGGAAUUCAACGCGUACUCAUUAUAGAUCUGCUGCUUCACACAUGACAAUACUGAUCCUGCACACACAAAACACCAACAAACGCUCAUAAGAUGGACCUGUCAACUGGAAAGGAUUGUCUCCACCUUGUGGCCAAGAAAAGCAGUGCCACUGAUUUUGGACACCUGAGAACUUGCUGUAAAUAACAUUAUGAUGGAAAACAGCUGACUUGAACACGUGGAUAAUAAAGUACUUUUCUUGAAGGAUUCUGGAUUCUAAAGGGGUCACAUGACUGUAAAAAAAAUCAUAAUAUUUAAACCACUGUACUGUAGGUAAUGAUAGGUCAAAAAGUACAAGCGUUGGAGUAAAUAACUUGUUUUUGUCUUAUCAAGGGACUGCAUUGUCUAUAGUAUUGUCUAUAUUUUUGUCUAACAGUGCCAGUAUAGAACUAUUUUGGGUAAAGGUCUAGAUUUUCCCAUAGUUUAUCUUUUGUCACUGGAAUGAACAUAUUGAUGUUUGUUAACAAUACUAAAAGCACUUUAACCCAAUGAGGCAUGUUUAUUUUUUAUUUUGUUUGGGUCCAGAUUAAUUGUACAUGUGCUGUUUUUAUAAAGACAUUUCAAAUGAAGUGUGAAAGAAUGUAUUUUCAAUUAUGAUAAUGGAUUUAUUCAAUGUCCUUGCAAUUUAUAUAAUAAUAAUGGUAAUAAUAAUAAUAAUUUUACAAUUUUGUUUAAUAUUUUAAAAAAGUCCUGGGGCAUGGCUAUUUUGACUUAAGCAAGAAAACACCAUGAAUCAAAUCAUAUCAGCCAGAACACACAAAACCCAUUCAAUAAACACCUUAGCAAUAACAUAGUAUUUCCAUUCCAACCCCCCAAAACACCCAAGCAUCCUAACAUUUUAUUAUUAUUAUUAUUAUUACUAUUAUUAUUGUUGUAGAUUGCAUUUAUCUGUUGUAAGAAGAAUGAUUGUCUCAUUUUCUUUGUCUAAAACUGUGGCUGAAAGAAACAUGUGUUUAGUCAGGGUUCACUUUCAAAAACUGGACUUUCCUUGUUUUAACUGCUAAUAAAAGUUGUGAAGUUA
This is a messenger RNA of Misgurnus anguillicaudatus (oriental weatherfish), 5512 nucleotides long. RefSeq names its product potassium inwardly rectifying channel subfamily J member 10a (gene kcnj10a). NCBI's taxonomy places the organism in Eukaryota, Metazoa, Chordata, Actinopteri, Cypriniformes, Cobitidae. Gene Ontology annotation, cellular component: plasma membrane. Gene Ontology annotation, biological process: regulation of monoatomic ion transmembrane transport; potassium ion import across plasma membrane. Gene Ontology annotation, molecular function: inward rectifier potassium channel activity. The record is from RefSeq and is a predicted model, not a curated record.